Menidia menidia (Atlantic silverside) is the source of this 9043-nucleotide messenger RNA. Lineage: Eukaryota; Metazoa; Chordata; Actinopteri; Atheriniformes; Atherinopsidae. The record is from the annotation of a GenBank genome assembly.
GCAGCUGUCACUUAACAUGUGAAUGUUUUGAGGGCGGCCCAGGGGUCUUUGGAAAACUCUCCUUUUUAGUCCCCCCACAACCACCCACCACCAUCCCAUUUUUCAAGCAGAAGCAGCGUGGAGUUUCUGAGCCACAGUCCCAAUCAGAGGAGGGGCUUGGUUGGAUCAGAAGAGGGAGAGGGUAACAGAAAGACCAGCCUGAUGAAGGUAAAGAGGGCAUUUGCCGCCAGGCUGCCCGGUGCAGGAGCGCCCUGAGCCGGAGCUGCACGGGGGGGAAUGCAAACGCUGCCACUUUCUUGGAAUGGGUACAACCUGACCUCCUUGCAAAAAAAAAACUCUUGGCUGAGAGCUGUGGGAGUUCAGCGGAGCCGUUGGAAUACAUUGUCUUCUUCUGGGCGCCCCGUCCCAUCGGCGGCGUUAACAGGGAAGGAAUUCCUCUAUCGCAGCUCCCACAACAAAGAAGAAAGGGAGAGGAGCAGAGCCGGUGGGAGGAGAAGUGAAGUGAAGGGAAGGGAGGGGUGCGCUGUGAGGGGAGUGGAGGACAUUGUUUGCCUGUGACUGUGGGCAACGGAAAAGCAUGAGUUAUCAGGGCAUGCGUGAGUGUGUUUACUAGGUGUGUUUGUUUGCAAGUAUGCGUAAAUAAGCAGACCGCCUGAGUGUGUGUUGGACAGAAUAUGCAUGCGAGUGUGUGUGAGGCACCUACAGUUUUGGGGAUGUUGGAGCCGGGAGGCCGUUCAAAGGAUGCUCAAACAAAGCUGGAUUUCCCCCCCUUUUCUAUCCCUUUUCAAUGGUGAUUGAGGGCUAGCCGGAUUCCUUUACUCAUGCUGUUGGGUCGAGUUCUGCUUUAGGGUAGCUGAAAGACCUUCAGCAUGCAUGUCCAAGGGGCUGUUCUUCACAUAUUACUUCACUAGCUGAAGGAUUAUGGGUAACCUCAUCAGCCGGCCCAGCUGCUUGGGCCAGAAGUCCAAGCAUGUGAGGUCGGACGAGGGCUUCUUGAAGGAGUGCUACCAUAAGAAAAAAGAGUGGCAGCCCCCAGAGCAACAGGCUGACAACAAAGAGGAGGAUAUCAAAGAUGGAUCCAGGGAUGAUGCAAAGAAGGAACAAGAGAGCGACAAGGAGACAGAGGAACCUGAUCCUAAGAGGGAGCAAGGUGCACACACUCCGAGUUCGGAUAAGACCCUUCACAGCUCUCCUGCCUCAACAAUCAGGAGCAGCAGCACUCUGGAAAAUGCCUGGCACAGCAGCCCUUCUCCCAUGAAAACAUCACGAAAUGGUACGUUGACCAGGAGGACGGUGCCACCGGAGUUUGCCAGGUCUCCUCUGGCUAACUCGGACCUAAGUGCUGCGGAGCGAAGAGCCAGCUAUCAGAGGAGAGACUCCAGAGAGGGAAGCCCCUGGUCCUGGAAAACUGUGGCGUCCCGCGAGGUUACGGAGGUCACCGAAGUGACAGAGACUAUCGUAACGGAAAUUGUGGAAGUCACGGAGUAUCCAGGAGGAGACAAAAGCGGGAUCCCCAUUGUUACCAGAACCGUUAGAGUCCUGAACGGUGUCGCAGAGGAACUUGCUGAGCUUCAAGCUGACGGACACUCAAGUUCAGACCAAGAUUCCACUCUGGAGAGGUGGAAGGGAGCUAAAUCUGCCUUGGCAGUGAGAGAUGUGUCCACAGACUCUGAUACGUUUCUCCAAAACCUGGAUGCUUUGGUCACAUGGGUCAGCGAAAUCGAGGAGCUCACAUCUAAUCAGAAACCUCCGUCAUCAGAGGUCAAAGUGGUCAAAGCCCAGCUCCAGGAACAAAAGCUCCUGCUGCGGCUCCUGACAGACCGAAGGCGAAGUAUGGACUCUAUGAUGCUGAAGGGCCCUCAGCUGGUGGGGGCCCACCCGGGAGAGGAAGGGGAGCAGGCAAAGUUCAAGCUCUCCGUUCUCAAACAGAAGUGGGAGGCCUUACAGCUGGAGGCAGAAAAAAGGAAGGAGAGUCUGGAGCUCAUUCUUCCAAAAGCCAAGCUCUUUGAAGAAGGUGUAGACAGCCUGCAGCAAUGGCUCAUAACCGUGGAACAGACGCUGGGUGAACUCCGAAACGCAGAGAGAGUGAUGCUGCACCUCUCAGACGCCACAGACAGGGCCAAGGCUGUUGUUGAUGAGAUUCAACUUAAAACUGCUGAACUAGGGAAAAUACAGGAGUCAGGUCAGGAUUUAAUAGAGGCUAUUUCAGAGGAGGAAGCCCAUCAGGUGCAGGAAAAGAUGGAUGCCCUGCGCAUUCGUUGCUCCGUUUUGAGUCUGAGCAGUCUGGAUGUGCUGCAGAGGCUAGAGCAGGCCCUGGAGGCCUCCAGCCGGUGCACCUCCAGCCAGGAGGACCUCCACCUGUGGCUGGGCCGCAUCGAAAGGGAGCUCUUAGGAGCAGCAACUCAGACACAUGCUGGAGAUGCAGGGCUUUGUGCAGCGGAAAGACAGAGGCUGGAACAGGCAGUGGUAAAGGAGAUGGCUUGGUUUAAAGACACCGCACUGAGCCUUGAAAAGCUGAAAACCAUUCAUUUGGAGUCAGAUCUUAUUGCAGAGCAACUCUAUGAACAGAAGAUUUUAGCAGUGGAAAUUCUUCAGCACAGGUUCAAUAUUGAGAAAAUGGUCAAGAUUGCUGAAAUCUUAAUGAGCUAUGGAGAAGAAGGAGAAACUGGAGACCUUCGGACCCCAGUCGAGGCCUUGCAAGAACACUGCAACACUAUGUCAGCCACCAAUGCACAUGUGGUCCUGCAGCUGGAGCAUGCUCAGUCCCUUCUGGUCCAGUUUUCUGAAAGCCUGACUGAGGUUUCGCCCUGGCUAGAGGAAACCCAGAAACUCAUUGGCCAGCUGUCCCUGAGCACGAUAAGCUAUGAGGCAUUUCGAGAACAACAAGACCUCUUACAGGGUCUCAGAGAGUCUAUAGCAGAACAUCGGCCUUUGAUUGCACGCUUAUGCUCUCUUGCAAAACGCCUGUCGGAACUGAACCCCAGUGAGGGCGACCAGUUCCAUCGUAAGGCAACAGAGGCUGAGGAGCAGCACAGAGCCAUCAGAGAUCGUGUCAAAGAGACUUCCAAUCUACUUGAGGAAUCCUUACCACGAUUCACACAAUUGAAUGAGAGGAUGACUCUCAUCAGAGAGAGCCUUGACCGCCUGAGCAGUCGAAUACAGACGCCCACAUCACUUCAAGGUCUCACCCCAAGGAUACAGGAGCAGCUGCAGGACAACAAGCAAACCCUUGCAGAGCUGUCUAAGCUGGAGCUGGGCCUCGGUAGUGUCAAAUCCCAGGCAGAUGAGCUGCUGGCCAACACCCAGGCAGCAGGCAAUGGAUCCAUUGGAGCCGCAAUCCAGGGGCGCGUGACCAGCUUGUCCCAGCACUGGGAUGAGACGCAUACUCAAGCCCGGGAGAGGGAGACCUGGCUGCUCAAGCUCCUGGAUCUCGCCAUGAAGUUUUGGAGUGAUGUAAGCGAAGUGACGACUGCUCUCAGCGACGGUCAGCAGGCAGUUCUGGAUCUCAACGCCAGUCAGACGGACUCUGAGACAAUUCGCCAGAGCCUCGAAACCAUGCAGUCUCUCAGGGAGGACAUAGACAGCUUGCAGGGAGAUCUGGACAUUCUGGGUGUUCUGGGAAUGGACCUGAUGUCUACAUGUGGAGACACGGACAAACCAGAUGUCACGAAAUGCCUGGAUGAGCUCUAUUGCACGUGGAACAAUUUAAGCAAACUGUGGAAUGAAUGUCACAAGAAGCUGGAGGAGUCCUUGCAUAUGGCACUGCAUUAUCAAGACUCUAUGCAGGGCCUAUUUGAAUGGUUGAAGUCAGCCGAGUUGAGGUCAACAGAGGAAUUCAUGGUUGGAGCUGAUUUGGAAUCAGUGAGAGGACAGUUGUGCGAUCUCAAGGAAUUCAAGAGGGAACUCUACCAGAAGAAGAUCGAAAUAGAAAGCCUGAACCAUCGCUUCGUGUGCCGGCUGUCUCCGGGCUCAGAGCGCCCAGGCUCCGUCUCACCGCUGUGUGACUUCAGGCAACGCUGGGACUCCCUGGAGUCAGAGACAGUGAGCAGACAGCAUCAGCUGGAGUGUGCUCUCCUGGGCCUGGGUCAGUUCCAAAACACACUUGACGAGUUGCACACGUGGCUUUCCCGGACCGCUGAACAACUGCAGGGCAGCCAGCCGAUCAGCAUUGACCUGCAGACCUGUGAAAUUGAGCUGGCCAAGCACAAGGUGUUGCGGAACGACGUCAUGUCCCACGUUCGCACCAUCGAGUCUCUAAAUCAGGCGGGCAGGGGCCUGCUGGAGGUCGGGUCAGGGGAUAGCCCCCAUGGUCUGCAGUCUCUGUUGGAGCAUCUGAACGAAAACUGGGAGUUUGUCCGCUGCGAGACGGAACGCAGACAGCUGGAACUGGAGAACAGGUUAAGCCAGGUGCAAGAUGUUAACAUGGAGAUUCAGGACCUUCUGCAAUGGCUGGAGAACACAGACAUAAGACUCUCCUCGUUCAAAACCAUGUGGGGAAUGCCAGACUCUGCACAUGAAAGGCUUAAUGCACACUUAGAGCUGUGCAAUGAGAUGGACUCCAAGAUGCACACUUACACAGAUGUGAAGAAUGCCAUUCACAGGAUGCUGGAGAGCAGCGACGUUGUGCAGGGUUCAAGCACAGAGCACAGCUUAUCUAUUCUCGAGCAGAAAUGGGCAUCGGUGUACAGCAAAGUUCAGGACAGGAAGUCUAAGCUCACAGAGGGACUGAGUCUGGCCAAGGAGUUUCACAGCAAUGUUAAGGAGAUCCUCACAAAGAUGAGCAAAUGUGAGGAGUCUAUUGGGUUUCUUCCUCCUCCAAGCUUUGUUCUGGACACGGUUUGCGCACAACUGCAAGAUCACAGAACUUUGCUGAGUGAAGUCAAUGGUUACAAUGGAAAGAAGACAUUGGUGGAGAACACGGGUCACAGGCUUACAGAGUUGAGCAGGAAGGAGGACUGUGAUGUCAUCCACAACCUGAUCAUGACCGUCCACGAUCGAUGGAAAAAGCUUCAGCAACGAGCCACAGAGAGAGGCAGGACGCUGGAGGAUGUUAAAAAGAAUGCAAAACAGUUUAAUGAAUCAUGGCGCCUUCUUGUGGACUGGAUGACGGAGGUAGAGCAGACGUUAGACACCCAUAAAGAGAUUGCUGUGUCUCAUGAAGAGAUUAAGCAGCAGCUGACUGAGCAGAAGGAGUUCCAGAAACUGCUGCGGUCAAAGCGGCCCAUGUACGACGCCACGCUGAAGAGCGGACGCGGCCUUCACGAAAGAGCCCAGAGCGGUCAGGACAGGCAGCAUCUGGAGAAUCUGCUGGCCGAACUCAAAGACACAUGGGACACCAUCAGCGGCAAGUCCAUGGAGAGACAACAUAAGCUGGAGGAAGCGCUUCUGUUCUCAGGAAGAUUCACUGAUGCUCUGCAAGCGCUGAAUGACUGGCUGUACAGAGCUGAGCCCCAGCUAGCUGAAGACGUUCCGGUUGGAGGAGACAAAGACAUGGUCAACAGCCUCAUUGACAAACAUAAGGCUUUCCAGAAGGAGAUGGGGAAGCGGGCUGGAUGCAUUAGGACUCUGAAGCGCUCCGUGAGGGACCUAACGCGAAGCAGCACGGCAGAUGCUCACUGGCUGCAGGAGCAGAUGGAUGAGCUGGAGGGCCGCUGGGUGACUGUGUGCAAACUGUCAGUCAACAAGCAGGACAGGCUGGAGGCUUCUCUGCAGCAGGCCGAGAAGUUCGACGGCCUGGUUCACUCGUUCAUGGGGCGGCUCGCUGAGGCAGAGAGGGUCCUGAAGUACGGGAUCAUACCGGAGGGGGAGGAAGCUUUGCUUGCCUUCCGCAAACAGCACAAGGAGUCAUUGGGUGCCUUAGAGGCUCAGGCUGUGGAGUUAGAGAAUAUCCGGUGCCUGGGUGAGGAGAUACUGGCUUCCUGUCAUCCAGACUCUAUAAUCACCCUAAAAUCUUGGAUCAGUGUCACUAAGACUCGUUAUGAGGAGAUUCAGACCUGGGCCCAGCAGCAAGGCCAGAAGAUCCAGGCCAGCUUGACCUCUCUGGAAGCAGAAAAGGAAGAAGUCCAGAGACUCUUGGACUGGAUCUCCUCAGCAGAGGAAGCUCUCCACCUGAGAGAUGAAGAGCCUCUGCCCGAGACCACAGAACAGAACCAAGAACUGAUCGAACAGCACGCAGUAUUCAUGGAGGAAUUGAACAAGAAGUUCCCAGAGGUCGAGCAUGCCACAAAAUCCUGCAAACACAAGAGCACUCCAAAACAUCAGGCGUCACCCAGCAAGCGGCCACUCACCAGGAGGAGGAGUGCCAUGAAGCUCCCGCCCGCCGUACCUGUCCCCCUGGAGCACCUGGAGCCGGACACCCCACAGCUCCGUCAGCUGGUCAGCCAGUGGCAGAAACUGUGGCAUGCGGCUGCGGCCAGGACCAAACGCCUGGAGCAACACCAGCAAAUGCUCCGAGAGAUGGAGGAAUUUGCCAACUUUGACUUCAAUAUUUGGCGGAAGCGCUACAUGCAGUGGAUUAGCCAUUUAAAGUCUCGGAUCUUGGAUGUGUUCCGAAGCAUUGACCGGGACCAGGAUGGCCGCAUCAGCCAAAAAGAGUUAAUCGAUUAUGUCCUUGCCUCAAAAUUUCCAACCAACUCUCUGGAGAUGAAUGCGGUGGCUAACAUCUUUGACUUGAACAGCGAUGGCUACAUUGACUACUAUGAGUUUGUGAGUGCUCUCCAUCCCAGCAGAGACCCCUACAGGAAAACUCUUGACGCAGAUCAGAUCAAUGAAGAAGUGAGUCGGCAGGUAUCGCAGUGUAACUGCCCCAAGAGGUUCCAAGUGGAGCAAAUAAGUGCCAAUAGAUACAGGUUUGGAGACUCACAACAGCUGCGGAUGGUUCGAAUCCUGCGCAGCACGUUGAUGGUCCGAGUUGGAGGAGGAUGGACUGCUCUGGAUGAAUUUCUUGUCAAAAAUGACCCCUGCAGAGUGAAAGGUCGGACCAACCUAAAGAUCAAAGAGAAGUACUUGUCGCCAACAGGAAGCACCACCAAGGGUUUGACUGUGAGCCGGUCCAACUCAAGCCUCAGCCUCUACAGCAGUGCCUCUGCCCCCACCAGCCCCAUGACACGCAAGGCAUUACUCCGCAGGAGUUUCUCAGGUGACCGGUGCGUCCGUCCAAGGAGUUCCAUCGCGGCCCUGGAUUCCGAUUUGCAUUUCAUCACAUCGGGGGAGGACCACUCCACCUCGCCCUCAGAUGAAACUGAGAGGCUGCCCACAUGAUUACCUCUGCUUCAGAGCAGCACACAUAUGCUGCAGCGCUCCAUCCAAACACAGCCUCUCGCCACAGAAACAGGGUCACUGGAACAAAAAAAAGGAGAAGACACAGAGCAUCAGAGAAACACAUCUGACCUGAGACUGAUGGAAAAGUAAAAGAAAGUCCCUCGAAGUGACAGUGACGGGCACGAAGUACUAAGAAAUCUCCGUGAAGAUUAUGCCCAUGUGUGAAAAAUGACGGGUCGAUUCAAAUGCCGGAUGACGUCUUUUUUUACGCCUACAGCUCUAUUUCAUUUAUCCGAUCGCCUAGAAAGUAGGAAGUUCUGCAUGGGUACUUAUUGCAUGGCAGCCAGAGCCUAACUUUCUUCCAGCUUGCUCUUCUUUUUAUGGUAGUGAACAAAAUGAGCAAAGGCAGACAGUCCCAAAGCCUGACCCAAGCUGCUUGAGAAGCGACAUACAGCUAGAACUCACAUACCGGUACAUGUGUAGAUAGCAUGUGCAGGUGUUGUGCUGUCUGACUGUCCGACUGAGUGUCCAAAUAAAACCCUCACAUACCAAAACCACAACUGGUCGACAGCUACCGUCUGCUGUCCCUCAGCUUUCUGAUUCUUUUGUUUCGAUUUUAAUCGAUGAGGAUGAGAGUUUUGGCAGGGCCGUGCUUUUUAUGUCUUUUACCUUUUUUAUUUGUUUGUUUUUUUAAUUUUACACCCUGAACUCCAAUAGUGACAUAUUUUGAUUUGAUUUUUUUUUAUUAUUAUAAGGACACUGGAUGAUUGUGUAACAAGCAAUGCAUUGAGAUAUGACAGGCCAUUGUUGAUUUGUGGAGAUGUUUUCUCAGGACUGAUUUUGCCUUUGCGUGUACCUAUUUCUAUGGAACGUUACUGUGAACAUGUAGAUGUGUUGUUUUCAUUAUUACGCUGGUUUUUUGAAAAGGAAGUUUGUUUACCACUUUGUUUUUCAUAAAAAAAAUGCACUUUUUUGUCUCCAACUACUGUGUGUGUGUUGUUUAGCUCAAAAUGAAAGAUGGCAAUUAAAGUUUGUGCUUCCCGUAACUGCAUAUAAAGAGUAAAUUGAUGGCUCGUUGAGGCGAGAUUUUUAAAGGAUUAAAUAGUUUCUUCCCUUUUUCAUCAUUUUCAACUGAAAGUCAGCAGACAUUUUUACGUAUUUCUUAGCACAGGCCAAUUCUCCACCAUGAAAUGGGUUCAAGAAACACAUUUCUGCUCUCCUUUAUGGUCAUUUGUGAACCUGAAAAAACUGACAAAAUUAUAACAGCAGCUCCCCCCCCAUCCCCUGCACAGGCUGAGGGGUGUUGUACUACGCCUGGUUUAUAAUCACCAUUAUAAUCUCUGUAGUUAUAGACCAGUUGAUACUACAUGACAUUUACAGUGCUUCUGAUAUAUUUGUAAGCUUCCCUUUAUACUUUGUCUACCUUUCCGACAGUUGUUCAGUGUAUUUGGUCUAUGCAGGUGUCAAAGGGAUUUUUUUAAAGUCAAAACUGUUUUUACACGUCGGCCUACCUUUUCCUCUUCGGCUCAUGUUUGGAAAGUGUUCGUGAGCUACUGCAUCGUGUUAAAGACAGGAGGGCGACUCCACUCCUCUUGCUAUGCACCCCGAUCUUUCUGUACUGUAAAUGUUUCUAUACUCAGCACUCAUUCUGAAGUUUAAAGUAGGGAAAUUGUAGAUGGAUGUCACUAAUACUUGUACGUACAGUUGUAUAAAGAAUGUUUUGUAAUAAAAUUACAACUAUUUGUGAUCAUUAUUGAUAUAUAGUCAUUUUUAUCUAAUACUU